AUGGCGAUAGGACAUUUAUUAGCUGCCACAGCCCUCAAGACAGUUGGAAUUGUUGGAUCCACCCUUUGGAUCAUACCACUUAUUCUUGCCAGUUUGACAUUCAUCAAUUACAACCAAUUAGAUCCAGAAGCUCCAAUAAUCAACCAGAAAACAUUGUAUACGGAAUACGAUUUUGUUGUGGUAGGAGGAGGAUCAGCAGGAGCUGUUGUAGCGUCUAGAUUAUCGGAAAUUCCUGACUGGAAAGUGCUGCUUUUGGAAGCAGGUGGAGACGAAAAUGAGAUUUCUGACGUACCAAGUCUGGCGGCUUACUUGCAGCUUUCCAAAUUGGAUUGGGCUUAUAAAACGGAGUAUACUGGCAGAGCUUGUUUAGGUAUGAAAAAUGGUCAGUGUAAUUGGCCUAGAGGCAAAGUGCUCGGUGGAUCCAGUGUUUUGAACUACAUGUUGUACGUUAGAGGACAUCGGAAUGACUACGAUCAUUGGGAGGCACUAGAAGACAACAGAAAUCCCUAUCUUGCGAAAACUCCUUAUCAUGGAACUGGUGGACUACUCACCGUCCAAGAAUCACCUUGGAGAAGUCCAUUGGUUGUAGCAUUCGUAGAAGCUGGAAUGGAAAACGGAUACCCUAACAGAGACAUCAACGGUGCUGACCAAGCAGGAUUCAUGAUAGCGCAGGGCACAAUUCGAAGAGGCCAACGUUGUUCUACAGCCAAAGCUUUCUUGAGGCCAGUGAAACUGAGGAAAAACAUUCACACAGCUUUAAAUGCUCACGUCACCAAAGUACUGAUAAAUCCUACCAACAUGAGAGCGUAUGGAGUUGAAUUCUUUCGAAAUGGACAUCGGCAAGUCGUAAUGGCUAGAAAAGAAGUUAUCCUGGCCGCAGGCGCAAUCAACACUCCCCAAAUUUUGAUGUUGUCAGGGAUAGGGCCCCAAAAGGAACUUCACAAGCACAACAUUCCAGUUUUAAGGAAUUUACCCGUUGGAAGGAAUUUGCAAGAUCAUGUGGGAAUGGGAGGAUUGACUUUCAGAAUUGACAGGCCCGUAUCAAUCGUACAAGAUAGAUUCCAACCAUUUCCUAUGACGAUGCAAUACAUUCUCAACGAGAAAGGCCCAAUGACCACCUUGGGCGGUGUUGAGGGGCUUGCUUUUGUUGAUACAAAGUAUGGCAACAGAUCCUGGCCAGAUAUCCAAUUCCAUAUGGCGCCAGCCAGCGUCAACUCAGACGCGGGAGCCAGAGUAAGGAAAGUUCUAGGUCUAACUGACGAACUGUACAAUGCAGUGUAUAAACCUAUAGCCAAUCAGGACGUCUAUACUAUAAUGCCUCUACUAUUACGUCCGAGAAGUCGAGGUUGGGUGAAACUGCGAAGCAAAAAUCCUUUCGAUGCCCCAAUCAUCAACGCCAACUAUUUUCAUCAUCCCUUCGAUAUUAAAAUCCUUGUGGAAGGUGCUAAGAUUGCUGUAAAACUUAGUGAAGCCAAAUCGUUCAAAAAGUUCGGUAGUAGAGUGCAUCUGAUACCUUUUCCCAACUGCGAAAAAUUUCCAUUCGGCUCUGAUAAAUAUUGGGAAUGCCAUAUACGAACUAUUUCGAUGACCAUUUACCAUCCUGUGGGUACGUGUAAAAUGGGACCCGAUUGGGACGAAGAGGCAGUGGUAGACCCUAGAUUACGAGUAUAUGGAAUAGCGGGGUUGAGGGUGAUAGAUGCUAGUAUUAUGCCAACGAUCCCUAGCGGCAAUACUAAUGCUCCAACGAUUAUGGUUGGGGAGAAAGGUGCUGAUUUGGUUAAAGAAGAUUGGUUGACGAAUUAUUCAAAAUAAAAAUUUUAUGAAGUGCCAUAAUAAACAAUUAGGUUUUCUAGGAAAGUUAGGUCAUAAGUGCCAUAAUGUUAUCUUCAAAUUAUUAUAUGUAUGUAUGUUGGAAAUGGCUGGGCAAAAAAGCAAUACACCAAACAAGAGAAUGUUCAUUAGAAUGAGUUUUCUUAGUUUUGGCUAUAUGAUUAGGGUUCAUGAUAUGCUAUUGCAUGGAUUUCUCUAUAUCCAAAAAAAGGUUUUUUUAUACGGAUUACGUAACUAUGUUUGUUAUAUUGUUGUUAUAGAGUUGUGUAUUAUAAAUUGAUGAAAUAGUUUAUGUUUUCAUAAGGUUAAACUAAAUAUGUAUGUAGUACUACCUAUAAUAACCAAAUUGUAAUUUUGUAAAUAAAAUUUUA
Molecule: messenger RNA, 2201 nt
Organism: Ceutorhynchus assimilis (cabbage seed weevil)
Lineage: Eukaryota; Metazoa; Arthropoda; Insecta; Coleoptera; Curculionidae
Source: the annotation of a GenBank genome assembly